Molecule: messenger RNA, 2637 nt
Organism: Microthlaspi erraticum
Lineage: Eukaryota; Viridiplantae; Streptophyta; Magnoliopsida; Brassicales; Brassicaceae
Source: the annotation of a GenBank genome assembly
AUGGAGAAGAAGACGAAGAUGGUGUGGUUCUGGCCGCUGAAGCACGACGGUGGAGCAAUCAAGGAGGCGGAGGAUGUGGAGGCGGAGCAUUUAUCGAUAGGAGGGACAAUGAGCCACUACAGCUUUAGCAAAGGUCUUCUUCCUCCGCUCGGUGUCAAUUCUCGCGCUAGCCGUCACGCUAAGCUCCGCUCCUUCAUCGUAUCUCCCUUCGAUCCUCGUUACAGAGCGUGGGAUUGGUUUCUAGUGGUGUUGGUGCUCUACACAGCGUGGGCGUCGCCUUUUGAGUUUGGGUUCCUGCAAACACCAAGAGCGCCUCUCAGCAUUCUAGAUAACAUCGUCAACGGAUUCUUCGCCGUGGAUAUUGUUCUGACGUUCUUCGUUGCCUUCCUCGACAAGGCAACUUAUCUCCUUGUCGAUGAUCCAAAGCGAAUAGCUUGGAGAUACACUUCCUCUUGGCUGAUCUUUGAUGUGGUGUCCACAGUUCCUUAUGAGCUCUUUGCCAGCUUGUUGCAUAAGACUAUUCAAGGAUAUGGAAUUUUCAGCAUGUUGCGUCUUUGGCGUCUUCGCAGGGUCAGUAAAUGUUUUGCAAGAUUGGAGAAAGAUCGGAGAUACAAUUACUUUUGGGUUCGAUGCACGAAGCUUCUCCUCGCUACUCUCUUUGUGGUUCACUGUGGCGCAUGCUUCCUCUAUUCGAUAGCUUCACAUUACCCAGAGCCUUCCGAGACAUUUAUGGCACUUGCGGAGGAGAAUUGGACGAAGAAGAAUAUGCUUAUCCGGUAUAUUACAUCAAUGUAUUGGUCCAUAACCACCUUCUCAACGACGGGUUAUGGUGAUAUACAUGGUAAUAAUGCAAGAGAGAGGGCCUUCAUUUUCUUCUACAUGGUCUUUAAUCUUGGCUUGUUAGCUUAUAUCAUUGGUAAUAUGACCAACUUGGUGGUUCAUGUCACCAGUCGCACCAGAAACUUUAGAGACACCAUCCACGCCGCCUCAGCGUUUGCUCAGAGGAACAAACUUCCAGUGCGCUUGGAGGAACAGAUGGUAGCUCAUUUGUCAUUGAGGUACAGAACCGAUUCAGAAGGUCUGCAGCAGCAAGAAAUUAUUGAGUCUCUCCCCAAGGCUAUUCGUUCCAGCAUCUCUCAUUACCUGUUCUACGAAGUUGUGGACAAGGUUUACUUGUUCCAUGGAAUAUCCAAUGAUCUUCUGUUCCAAUUGGUCUCUGAGAUGAAGGCUGAGUAUUUUCCUCCCAAAGAAGAUGUGAUUUUGCGGAAUGAAGCACCGACAGACUUUUACAUAAUGGUUACAGGAGCUGUUGAAAUCAUUGCAUCUGUGAAUGGUGUGGAUCAGGUAGUUGGUGAAGCACAGACAGGUCAUGUUUUUGGUGAAGUUGGGGUGCUAUGUUACAGGCCACAGUUGUUCACAGUUCGUACCAAGCGAUUGAGUCAAUUGCUUCGUCUAAACCGUACAGCGUUCUUAAAUCUUGUUCAAGCAAAUGUUGGUGAUGGGGCAAUCAUCAUGAAUAAUCUUCUUCAGCAUCUGAAAGACUCAGAAGAUCCAGUGAUGAAAAGCAUUUUGGCUGAUACAGAACAGAUGUUGGCUCAAGGGAAAAUGGAUUUACCUCUCAGCUUAUGUUUUGCAGCAGCAAGAGGAGACGAUUUACUGCUGCAUCAGUUAUUGAAACGAGGCUCAAACCCUAAUGAAACGGAUAAGAAUGGUCGAACCGCACUGCAUAUAGCAGCAUCAAAAGGAAGCCAAUAUUGUGUUGUGUUACUUCUCGAGCAUGGAGCAGAUCCUAACAUUAGAGAUUCAGAAGGAAAUGUGCCAUUAUGGGAAGCAAUCAUUGGGAGACAUGAAGAAAUAUCUAAACUCCUAUCAGAAAAUGGCGCAACGCUAAGCGUUGACACAGUAGGCCGUCUCUCUUGCGUAGCCGUUGAACAAAACAGCUUAGACGCACUCAAAGACAUUGUUAAAUACGGCGGAGAUAUCUCACUCCCAGAUAGCAACGGAGCCACAGCUCUGCACAGAGCAGUGUCAGAAGGAAACAUGGAGAUUGUGGAGUUCUUGUUAGAGCACGGAGCAGAUAUGGACAUGCCAGAUGUUUACGGUUGGACGGCUCGUGGUCUUGCUGAUUAUCAAGGACAUGAAGACAUUAAAGCUCUGUUUCAUAAUCAGAGACCAGUUGAGAAGAAACCAAAAUCUGGUUCUGGGACACCAGAGAUUAAACCAUUGAUGAAGCAUUUUAGCGAGCCUGCAAUGACUCACCAGCUUUCAACUGAAGCAAUGCCGCCUCUUGCUCGAGCCGUCUCUCAGAGACGCAAGCUCAGUAAUUUCAAGAACUCGCUGUUUGGUAUCAUGUCAGCAGCAAACACUGGUGAUGAAGGAGGAGGAGCAUCGACAGUAAAUGCUAGAAGUGAAGGAGUUGGUGUGGUUUAUCCGGCGAGAGUGACGAUCAGUGGUGAGGCUUCCUCCUCUGGUAAAGUGAUAAAGCUACCGAAUUCACUCGAAGAGCUAAUUGAGAUUGGUGAGAAGAAGCUGGGGUUCGUAGCCACAAAGAUUCUGACGAAAGAAGGAGCCCAACUUGACGACAUCAGGCUUAUAAGAGACGGCGAUUUUCUCCUUCUUCUACAGGUUUCUUUGUGA